Messenger RNA from Planococcus citri (citrus mealybug), 3656 nucleotides. RefSeq names its product ceramide-1-phosphate transfer protein. The record is from RefSeq and is a predicted model, not a curated record. Gene Ontology annotation, cellular component: cytoplasm. Gene Ontology annotation, molecular function: lipid transfer activity. The transcript is spliced from 4 exons. The coding region runs from base 360 to 980 and encodes 206 amino acids. Lineage: Eukaryota; Metazoa; Arthropoda; Insecta; Hemiptera; Pseudococcidae. Gene Ontology annotation, biological process: intermembrane lipid transfer.
UCGAAAGUUCAAAUCAUUUUGCAAAGUGAAUAAACUUUCAACUUUCAAGUGUUUUAUCAGAUUAGAAAUGUUGUAACAAUCGAUAUGAGCGGAUUAAAGUCUCUGCUAUCGAUAGUAAUAGCGAUUUGCAAAAUGCGCCAAUGUAGAAUUUACUUUAGUCUAGUUGUUCAGUGUUUUUUCGACUCUCUAAGUGACUCAUUUACACUUCAUUGUUACAGACUUUCAUCGCAAUGUGCAUUUUAAUUUUUAAAUAACCGUGUAGAGAUAAUGUUGCUGUAAUACGGUGUGAGAUAAUCAAACUAUCCAGCUUCAGUAUUCUUAUUUUUUUUAAAAUUCAUAGUCAUAUUUUAAGAGUAACCAUGGAAGGUAUCGAUAUGCGUUAUCUUGGAAAUGUAUUCAAUUCUUCAUUAAUUGGGGAAGACGAUGUUGAUCUCAAUUAUUAUUUACAAGCUUACGAAGAAUUAUAUAAAUUAUGUUCGCUUUUGGGCACAAUAUUCGGUUUCGUUGGUUCCGAAAUCUCGAGCAAAAUGGAUGUAUUGAAGAAACUGAAACGCAGCGAUACUGAAGAUCACUUUAGCACCAUGAAAACUAUGAUAUUUUACGAGCAAAAUGCCAAUUUACUAUAUGAUUCUCAAUACACAUCAGGAAGUCGAACACUACUACGACUUCAUCGAGGGCUAGCCUUCAUUUCGAUGUUCCUGGCCAAAGUGCAUAGGUUAGAAAUGCACGAAGGCACUUCAGAAGCCGGUAAACAGGCAUAUGAAGCUACUCUGGCACAAUAUCACACAUGGUUCGUUCGAACUGGUGCUAACAUAGCGAUGUAUGCAUUACCUACGAAGGAAGCGUUAUUAAACAGGGUUUGUCCUGAGAAUAUUGAUCAGUGUGUGACAUCUCUACCGAGUAUGUUAGACGCUUUACAAGUGGUUUAUGAUCGUGUCCAAACGUUCUAUGAAGAUAAUAAUCUACUAGGUUUACCAUAACACUUAAUCAAAUGCUCAAAAAGUGUAAGAAUUUAUCGGCCUCAUUUAUUUCAACAACCUGCUCAAUUUUUGGACAUCAUUGCUACAUUUUAUAAUAAUUAGAAAAAUAAUUUUUAAGAAUAAUGAUGAUCAAAAGUAAUUAUUUUAAUUUUUUUGUCCCAUCGUGUCGCGUCGAUGGAGUUAGUGAAUUCAAUAUAUUUUUAUAGUUUCUGGAAAUGACAACUAUCCAGAAUUGGUUUCAUAAAUUUUACGAACUAAUGUGACGAUAAGUGCGUAGAAUUUAUCGUCGUACGUUUUGAUUUUCGUACCAAGUAUUAUUAUUACAUUAGUAAAUUUCUACUUAAUUUAUUAAGCGAAAAGUGAAGGAAUAUUUAUCGUCAUGAAAACUAGUCAUUCUCCAGUUCCAGUAUGUUCUGUGUUUUUUGAUUUUUGUUUCCUUUUUUGCUUACAAAAAAAGGCAUUGUAAUUUUCUUCCUUCUGAUGUACCGAAAAACAAGUGCCAAAUAAAUUUGUCGAUGAUAACCGACAGAAGGAAAUUGCCUUUUAAAAAAUCUUCCACGUUGAAUUCGGUUAUUUGAAUUAUAAAUUCAAUUCACUUCCCUUCUUAAGUGAUAGUGUUAUUUUUUAAGGUGUUUUCAAGAAGGAUGACGCAUAUGAGUCAGAUAUUUAAUACACUCUUCCGUCUAAAAAUACAGUUUAAAAUAACAGUCGUCGAAAAUUUAACUCACAUUACGACUCAUUUUAUUGAAUUAUUUAUACAAACAAUUCAAACCUCUAAAUUAAUUUUGUUCCCACUCGUUUUGUCAUUAUCAUAUUUUCCCCAUAUGAUUUGCGUAAGUCAUUUUUUGCCUUGGUCAUUUUCAUUUUUGGCGCUAAAAAACUCAACGAGUGAAAUCUCGAUAUAAAUUGCAUUGCUCCAUUUUUCCAUGAUUAAUGAAAAGUUAUUCAAUACUUACUGAGGAAAUUGACUGCGAUAAGUAACAUUUUUAUAAUGACGAGUUCGUGAAAUUAAUUCAUUAUUUAUGAUUAUUCAUAUUCGAGAAAGUAUACGUACGUUUUGAAUUUUAUUUCCCCACCAUGUGAAAUAAUUUCCAAUUCAAAUAUGUACCUAGAGAACAGUGGCGCGUAUUCCUUGAAUAAUUAAUAUUAGUACAUUAUUUGGAAAGUUGAAAAUUUUCAAUAUCCUGGUUUUUAUGUAAUUAAUAGAAAAUUGCGUGCUUUUAUUACUACCUAUUUGAUUUGUUUUCAAAUUACUGCCAUGAAGAAAUAAACCCAUAAGGUGAAAUUUUCAUCACGUCAACUGAAUCGGUCAGUGCAGAAAGGUAACAAGUCACAUUUUUGAAAAAAAAUUUUUUUGCGGAAAUGGGGGUUUCAAAGUAUGGCGGAUCGACUGGUGAUGUCAGAUUUCCGCAAAACUGCCGGGAAAGUGGUAUUUGGGCGCAGAAAAAGGGCGGAUCCGCAUUUAUGACUUUUUUGUAAAAUUUUUUAAAUUCCUUGAAAAAUAACUAACAUUUUUGAGAAGACCAUUUUUUGAAAUUUAAGUUAAUCUCUGAACUGAAAAAGGAUGAAAAAAUUAACAACUUCGACAAAAAGUCUUAGAACUCAAGGGGUUUUUGGUCAAUUUAAACGGGAUAGCAGUCUAAAUGAUGUACUUAGAUGUAGAAUCAAGCCCCAUUCGUGCCCGAGAAAUUUCGAAAGAAAUUUUGUCAAUUCAGUGCAGAAAGGGUCUAAGUCCCAUUUGUUUAGGCAGCAACAGCACUGGCGCACGUGAAUAUUUUUUUUUGGAAACUGCGCUAAAAGUUGUGUCUUUGGGUCCUCUUUCAAUGACCUUAAGCAUGUUUACUGAAAUUUUUUGAUUUUUGAAUGAAUCAGUUUUUUGUUAUUCCUGAAAAACGCAAAAAUGGACUUAUGCCCUUUCUGCACUGACCGAUUCAACUGCAAUAUUAAAAAAAAAAACUGAUCACUUCUGCGCGCCUUUCUUUUUUAAAAAUACAUAUGUACUAUGUAGUGCUUCGAUGGAAUGUGAGAACAGUGAUGAAGAUGUGUGAUUUUUCAUUUUUCGUUGUAGAAUUUAAUGCCUGUUUUAAAUUUGGCAGCUGCGUUAUUUUAAAAAUUCGUGUUAUUUAUUUGUAAAAUUUCAAAUUCGUGCAAUGUCUGCUCUACUUUGAAAAUUUACCAAAAAAUUUAUUACCUACCAAAACGAAUAAUUAUGAUAUGAUAUCAAAUUUUUAUUUAGGUACCUACUUUUUUAAAUAAUUCGUUGAUUAUUUUUUUACCAUUAUUAAUUUAAACAAAUUUUUAUUUUAUUAUAAUCGUACCUAUCGAUUCCGUUAAUGUUUGUAAGACUUUUAUGUCAGUAAAUUUCGAUGGUUCCCAAAGCUGUAUCUGUGCUAAUUGAACAUUUUUCAAUAACGUACAUAAUGUUAAAUGUACGAAAUGUAGUGUUUUUUGAAAAAAUAAUUCAUAACGUAAGUUAUUCUGGUGCAUUACGAAUGGGGACCAUUAUUGAAUAGUCAUUUUAUGUUAAUUAUGUUACGUUUUUGUAUCAUCAAUUAAAACUGAUCUAUUUUUCAGUACGUAGUACCUCUACCUACUUAUUUGUGUAUUUUUAUUCUUCUUGUUUUUUUUUUGCAAAUAUUUUAGUAGUUUUAAAACAAAUAAAUUUUUCAACGCGUU